GAAUCAAAUCUCCCAAAACCAAUGGCUUCAAACCGGUUUGACUUUGAAGCAUUUGGUCUAGCCGUGGUUAUGCUAUGUGGUGUAGCCAUGGCUCAAUCAGGGUGCACCACUGCACUAGUGAGCUUGAGCCCAUGUCUUAACUAUGUCUCUGGAAAUUCAUCAACUCCAUCAUCGUCUUGUUGCUCUCAGUUAGCCAACGUGGUUCAGUCACAGCCACAAUGCCUUUGCCCGUUCACCGGCAAUGGUGCUGGCUCACCAUCGGGUUUGAACAUCAACCAAACUUUGGCUCUAGCACUACCUGCUGCUUGCAAUAUCCAGACUCCUCCUGUUAGCCGGUGUAAUGACGGUGCUAGUGGACCCACAAGUUCUACGCCAUCAAAUACUCCUUCAGGUAGCGGAUCAAAGACGACUCCAGGAACAAGUGCAGGCACAUCCAAUGAAGCUAUGAAAAAUCUACCACUUUUUGUAACUUUUGUUUUGUUCUUCAUGGCUGCAUAUUUUUCGUACCCUGUGGCUUAAUUGCUUUUGAAUUUUAUAGUCAUCUAUUUUAUUGUGUGUGGUAUGUGUAUUUGUAACGUUUAUUA
Molecule: messenger RNA, 584 nt
Organism: Lactuca sativa (garden lettuce)
Lineage: Eukaryota; Viridiplantae; Streptophyta; Magnoliopsida; Asterales; Asteraceae
Product: non-specific lipid transfer protein GPI-anchored 5
Biological process (GO): lipid transport
Molecular function (GO): lipid binding
Source: RefSeq, a predicted model, not a curated record